UUAACGCGCGCGCGCACGCGGCAGUAACGACGAACGACGAUAACGACGACGACAACAAAGAGACUCUCGCUCUCAGGGUCCCGUUCGAGAGGAUAACUUUUUGUUAAAAUGUAAUUGAAACCAUUUACGUGUUGAUUUAUUAGUGAAAAUACAAUCUUAUUGCAUUCUCGUUUUUUAACCAACAAACUAAUACAUAUUUCAUUUUUAAGUAGUUUAAGUAUACAAGUGCUUCUCUCUUUUUAGACAAUUUGGACCAUUUGGAAAUUUCAUACAAAACUGUGAGUUUAUGUUUGUGAAGAGUAUAUUAGGAUUAAACUUUUAACGAAUCACGAUUUUGUAAAUGAAGCUCAAUUUCAUUUCAUUAAAAUUGAACGGUGAAACUCGAUAAUAGUUUAUACAUCAUGAGGAAAAUAACGACUCUACGGAUUGUGUGUUUUCUACUACUUGUGAUCGACUAUAACAGCGCCGAAAUUGAAUCUGAGACUGAAGGGUCAAACAAUGACUCCGUUAUUGUUGAAGCCUUAGCGAAUGGCCCGGCGAAUCCACUAUCGAAGUCGCGGCGUACUUACCGUCAACUUUUUGGUCAACGCGGCCACUGUCUUACGUCUGUAGGGAAAUGCACAACCUUCAAAGAAUGCUAUCCGUACUUCAAAAUUCCGGACCUUGGUGCCCUAGAUGGUUGGGUCCUUGGCAUUUACGAUACUUGCAGCUACACCAAAGACGAUGGCAGACUAAGUUUUGGUAUUUGUUGUGCCGAUCCGCCCAUAUUGCCACCAAUCAGUGAACCAGGUCGACCUAUCGUCGAGGCGCCCGACGAACAAAGCGAUAAGGAAAGCGGUACUCGGAUUCCUGGUGAAAGUGCGUGGCCGCCACCCUUACCUACUCAUCCUCCGUACCAUACGAUUCCUCCUUUGCCGACUCAUCCACCAGGACACGGAUAUCCGGUCGCAACACCAAUUACCAAACCACCGAAAACUUCGGAAUCGCCUGGAGCUUCAACUAGCCAGCGACCUGCGACCACCUGGCCGACGAAGAAGCCCAGUAGAUUCCCUUCGAUUGGAGCUCCGACAAGACCUCCUGUAGAUUUCAUAUCUAUAACAUCCACACAGUCUACGCAUGCCUUCUCGACAACGAAUGGUACACCGCCCAGUCAACAUCCAACUUCAUCCUCACCCACGAACUCCGGUUGCGGUGCCAAAAAUGGUGACCAGGACGCCGAGAGGAUCGUCGGUGGUCUUACGACACAACUUGGCGAAUGGCCUUGGAUCGCUGGCCUCUUCAAUGCCGGCCGCCAUAUCUGUGGUGGCUCGCUUAUCGACAAUAAACACAUCCUCACCGCAGCCCAUUGCGUCGCUCAAAUGAAUUCCUGGGAUGUGGCACGCUUAACAGUCCGACUCGGUGAUUACGAUAUUAAAACACCUCUCGAAGUUCGCCACAUUGAAAAACGCGUUAAACGCGUGGUGCGGCAUCGGGGCUUCGAUAUGCGCACCCUUUACAACGAUGUUGCAAUUCUUACCCUAAACGAACCAAUUGAAUUCAGUGAAACAGUGCGUCCGGUCUGCCUUCCUUCCGGUGCCAAUCUUUAUGUUGGCAAAAAAGCAACCGUCAUUGGAUGGGGUUCGCUUAGAGAGGGUGGUCCAGCGCCAGGUAAACUGCAACAAGUGAAUAUUCCAAUUUGGUCAAAUGCUGUUUGUAAACAGAAGUAUGGCGGUGCUGCGCCUGGUGGAAUUGUUGAAAGUUUUCUCUGUGCAGGAGAAGCUAGUAGAGACUCUUGUUCCGGUGACAGCGGAGGUCCCUUAAUGGUGAAUGAUGGCCGAUGGACCCAAGUGGGCAUUGUAAGUUGGGGGAUAGGCUGCGGUAAGGGUCAAUAUCCCGGUGUUUACACUCGUGUCACUCACUUUUUACCCUGGAUAUACAAAAAUCUUAAAUAAUGAGAUCUAAAAAAAAAUUAUGUGCAACAAUUUCCCAUUCCAUUAAUAAUCACUCUUCCCACCUCAC
Molecule: messenger RNA, 1998 nt
Organism: Ceratosolen solmsi marchali
Lineage: Eukaryota; Metazoa; Arthropoda; Insecta; Hymenoptera; Agaonidae
Product: lethal (2) k05911
Biological process (GO): proteolysis
Molecular function (GO): serine-type endopeptidase activity
Source: RefSeq, a predicted model, not a curated record